AUGAGUGAUGCUCCCUGGAACUUCAGUUUGAGAGAAAUUCAUGACUUUUGUCUCAAAGUAGAUAAAAACCCAAAGAGUGACUGUGACUUGGAUGAAAUUGGAAAGCGAUUCAGACAGUCUUCUAUCCUAAAUCACUGUAAGAAAAUGACCUCAGGGAAUGACUGUCCUCCAGACAUUGAAUAUAGGAAGUGCUUUAUAGAACAUGAAAAGUUUUUUCAGUCUGUGGAGAAGGCUGCUGAAAUGCAAAUGUGUCCCGGUAAUCAGUGGGAGAUGGCUGUGAGCUGGCGUUCAGACAUCAGUGAACAUCAGAAAAGUGAUACUGAGGAAAUGCUUUCUGUAAGUAACGAAGGUGGGAAGGCUGUGAGUCAGAACUCUGAGCACAGUAUACAACAGCAAAUUCGUGUUAGAAAGGAAUCUGUUGAAUACAAAAAGUGGGAAAUUCAGAGAAUCCACACUGGAGAGAAACUUAAUGAGUGUCAUCAAUGUGGAAAAACUUUCACACAGAGAUCCAGUUUUAUUGCACAUCAGAAAAUCCACCGUGGAGAGAAGGCUUAUGAAUGUAAUCAGUGUGGAAAGCCUUUCACACAAAGGGGCAAGCUUACUGCACAUCAGAAAAUCCACCAUGGAGAGAAACCCUAUGAAUGCAGUGAAUGUGGAAAGACUUUCACGUACAGCUCCAGUCUUGCUGCACAUCAGAAAAUCCACCUUGGAGAGAAGCCUUAUGAAUGUAAUCAGUGUGGAAAGGCUUUCACAGAAAGGUCCAAUCUUACUACACAUCAGAAAAUCCACCGUGGAGAGAAACCCUAUGAAUGCAGUGAAUGUGGAAAGACUUUCAUGUACACCUCCAUUCUUGCUGCACAUCAGAAAAUCCACCGUGGAGAGAAGCCUUAUGAAUGUCAUCAGUGUGGAAAGGCUUUCACACAAAGGUCCAAUCUUACUACACAUCAGAAAAUCCACCGUGGAGAGAAGCCUUAUGAAUGUAAUCAGUGUGGAAAGGCUUUCACACAAAGGUACAAUCUUAGUACACAUCAGAAAAUCCACCGUGGAGAGAAGCCUUAUGAAUGUCAUCAGUGUGGAAAGGCUUUCACACAAAGGGGCAAGCUUACUGCACAUCAGAAAAUCCACCAUGGAGAGAAUCCUUAUGAAUGUAAUCAGUGUGGAAAGGCUUUCACCGUAAGGUGCAAUCUUACUAAACAUCAGAAAAUCCACUCUGGAAAUAUCCACACUGGAGAGAAACUCUAUGAAUGCAAUGGAUGUGGAAAGGCUUUCACACAAAGGUCGGAUCUUACGGCACAUCAGAUAAUCCACCGUGGAGAGAAGCUUUAUGAAUGUAAUCAGUGUGGAAAGGCUUACACACAAAGGUCCAAUCUUACUAGACAUCAGAAAAUCCACCAUGGAGAGAAACCCAAUGAAUGUAGAAAGAUUUUCACACACAGCUAG
Trichosurus vulpecula (common brushtail) is the source of this 1440-nucleotide messenger RNA. Its product is annotated as zinc finger protein OZF-like. The transcript is spliced from 2 exons. NCBI's taxonomy places the organism in Eukaryota, Metazoa, Chordata, Mammalia, Diprotodontia, Phalangeridae. Bases 1 to 1440 code for a protein of 479 amino acids. The record is from RefSeq and is a predicted model, not a curated record.